UAUAAAAGCCUCCCGUGUUGCAAACCCUAACUUCCACUAUCUGCACCACUACUGCCUCAACCCUUCUUCUCGGCGCUCCACAUCCAGAACUGCAAAAAUGCCGUUCAAGAGGUACGUUGAGAUAGGAAGAAUCGCCCUUGUCAACUACGGAAAGGAUUAUGGAAGGCUCGUUGUUAUCGUUGAUGUCAUUGAUCAAAACAGGGCUCUUGUGGAUGCACCUGACAUGGUUAGGGGUCAAAUGAACUUCAAGAGACUAACUCUCACAGACAUCAAAAUUGACAUCAACAGAGUCCCAAAGAAGAAAACUCUUAUUGCUGCUUUAGAGGCAGCUGAUGUUAAGAACAAGUGGGAGAGCAGUUCUUGGGGAAGAAAACUUAUUGUCCAGAAGAAGAGAGCCUCACUUAAUGAUUUUGACAGGUUUAAGAUCAUGUUGGCAAAGAUAAAGAAAGCUGGAGUUGUAAGGCAAGAGCUAGCAAAGCUUAAGAAGGAAACCACAGCCUAAUUAUCUUGAUUUUUGUUUCUAAUUAUCAAAGAUUUUGUUGAACGUAUGAGGAAGCCAUUGUUGGUUGCUUAGAAAGCUUUGUGGUUUUUUUUUUUACCUUUUUCUCUCAAUGUAUUUUAUUAAAAGAAACCUUAUUGCAAGAUUUUAGUAUUUGUUUUCGUUGGAAGUACCAAAUCUCUGGAACUAUUUUAGGUGGGUAAAAUUUUAAAAAUAU
This is a messenger RNA of Lactuca virosa, 716 nucleotides long. NCBI's taxonomy places the organism in Eukaryota, Viridiplantae, Streptophyta, Magnoliopsida, Asterales, Asteraceae. The record is from the annotation of a GenBank genome assembly.